AAAAGGAGCGGGGGUACGUAUGGAAAUGAAAAAAAAAGAUAAAACUAGGGUUUAGAAACAUUUCACCCGAACACACGUCUACUGCCGCCAUCUAGUGCUGCUGCUCUCUGAGGCGUCUUCAGGAGAAGUGAGAGGAAGCGGACGAUAAAACGCAAAAAUGCCAAAGCAGAUACAUGAAAUCAAGGAUUUUCUUCUCACAGCAAGAAGGAAGGAUGCUCGUUCUGUUAAAAUCAAGAGGAGAAGAGAUGUGGUGAAGUUCAAGGUUCGAUGCUCCAAGUAUCUUUACACACUAUGUGUGUUUGAUCCUGAGAAGGCUGACAAGUUGAAGCAAUCUCUUCCUCCAGGUUUGAGUGUUCAGGAACUGUGAAGAAACAAUCGAAGUGUUUCUGGGCCAUUACUGAAGUCAAGGAUCUAAUAUUUAGUCUUGUUUUUUUUAUUGUGAUUUUUGAGUAAUUUUGUCUUGAUUUAGUGACUUAUCACUGAGAUCUUAUCCUAUUCGUGGAGAGGCCUCUUCUUAUAAUACAAAGUGGUGGAUUGGUAGAA
This is a messenger RNA of Populus nigra (black poplar), 543 nucleotides long. Its product is annotated as large ribosomal subunit protein eL38z/eL38y-like. Gene Ontology annotation, cellular component: cytosolic large ribosomal subunit; ribosome. NCBI's taxonomy places the organism in Eukaryota, Viridiplantae, Streptophyta, Magnoliopsida, Malpighiales, Salicaceae. The coding region runs from base 158 to 367 and encodes 69 amino acids. The transcript has 3 exons. Gene Ontology annotation, biological process: translation; protein-RNA complex assembly. The record is from RefSeq and is a predicted model, not a curated record. Gene Ontology annotation, molecular function: structural constituent of ribosome.